AAAAAAACAACAACAAAAAAACAAACUAGCUCAAGAGCGAGGGAGAAGCUCCCUAUAUACUGUCUAACAAUUCGACAUUACAUACAUUUAACGAUAUCGUGCUUCCAUACAAUACUCAGGUUAGUCGUUGACUGUGAAUGUCAGUCGUUCUCGCAAACGUCCACUAGAAAUACACAACUAAACUGUAUAGAGAUUGUAUACUGGUUGUACGCGUCCCUUCGAUAAUUUUUCAUUUAUUGAGACCUCACCAGCAGUAGGUGAAGUACCACAAACCUUAGCACUUACGGCCGUAGCAGUGAGGGUUCUUUAAGGUGCCAAUGCCUGUCACGACACGGGACCUCCGUCUUUAAAGUCAUAUCCAAAAGAACCGUGAUUCUCACUUAUUAGUGCCGAACGUUUGGCGUAGGAGCAAUCACCACUAAUAUUUACGAUUUAGGCUUGACGAGACCAUGGCACGAGUGGGACUCGAAGUCACGACCGCCCGGUUACGAAGCGAACGCUCUACCACUGAGCUACCUUGAGAGUGUGACCGUUGAGACGAGCGAACACGGGUUUUCGUUGAUGACGAUAAAGAAGCCCUCUUUAUAGAUCGAUCACCACGUCAAUGAUGUGACACAAAUAAUGGGGAUACCAUCAUUAAUUAUCUUUUGUGCAUCUUUAGUUUCGUUUUCUUUGACGCAGAAUUCAGAUGUACCUCGCCGGUGUGUGAUUAUACAAGACAAACAAAAGUUAUCCUUGCCACGAGGUAGGCUCGUGAGUUUUUCUCUGGUUGGUAUUGAUGAUUAUUUGACAUGGAUUUUUAAAACAGACUACUCACCAAGGAAGACUUCCUGGAAGCACUCACUUUUUAUUCCAAGUUUCCUGACAACGGAAGACAAAGGGAAAUGUCGCACAUCAGAUAGACAAGCUUUACGAUGUGGUAAAACGGACGUCUUCAUCAAGCCUGAGUGUGUAUGUUCCUUUUAUAAUGUGUACGAGGCAAAGUAUCAUUCUCACACAGCUUGCCCGAGAGGACAAACUUCAGAUAACGUAACAAAGUUAAGAUGUCCUGAUUGUAAAAGAUACAGCUUAGAUAACAAUGGACCAUGCAUCAACGGUGGAAAUUUGACCUGUAAAAACGAUGAAGUGGCACCAAUGAUUGCAUGUGAUUGCCCUAGUGGGUUUUCAGGCAUGUUUUGUGAAAAUGAGAUGAUAAAGGUGACAAGGAUUUGUGAUAGGACUGAAGGUUCGGCCCAUCCUAAUUUGAACAAUUGUGACAUCACUAAAAAAGAAUGCCUUACCUACAGUGAAAACGAAUUAUAUGUUUUCAAAUGUAACGAAACUUCAACGAAAGAGGAGAAACAGGGAAGUCUGCCUCUCUGCCGUGAAGUGGAAAUCAUACUGAAGAGAGUGACGACAACAACAGAGGCAAACAACCCCAGUGAUCAGAAUUCUGCAUCAACAAGGUCUGCAUCAAGAGCUGAGACUGUUACUUCCUGUCCGAUAUUGAGUAUAUUAACCGGUCUAGUUUUGAAAAGUCUGCUGUAGAUCUUGGGGUAUUUGAAGUCACUUUGAACUUUUAUUCUGAUAAGGGAGAAAAAGAUAUGUAUGUAACGGAUUGACUGAAAAAAUUAACUUUAAAUCCAAUUUUCUACACAUUUUAGGAUAUUAUUUAAUUAAAACUUUAAAAUCCAAUUUUCUACAUGUUUUAGGAUAUUAUUGAAUUAACAUUAAUACAAUACUACUACAUUGACUACAAAUGAAGUAUAUCUAUUUUGUAAACUGCUACAUGUAUAUGGGGAUUGUGUAUUCAUUAAAUAAUAUAUAAAACUAAUUAUUUUGACACCCUAUCAUGUAAAAUGCUAAUCCAAUGGCCAAUAUUAAGCACAGAUGCAUGAUGGGAAAGAUUUUUCAGACGGCUAAGUUCUACUGAAUAUCAAGAAUCACUCAGGUUUACGAAUCCGUUACAGACUCGUGAUUUCUAUAUUUUGCUCAUUUUCAAUUGUGCCAAACACAGAAGGUAAAAUUAUUGUCAUUCCUCAAUGGAAAUAGUUACUGGUAUUACCAUUCUAGAUCUGGGGAAUAUCAUGACGUCAACUGAUCUCAGACUUCAAUGCAAACUCGCAUGUAAUUGUAAUUGUACAGAUAAUAAAAAUAGGAUAUCAGUACACGUUUAGAUUUAUAGUAUUACGGUUAGAGGUAUGAUAAUUAAAAGAGACGACCCCCCCCCCCCCCCCCACACACACACUCCCGAUCUUUCUCAAUAUUGUUACAUCAUGAUUCAACACAGCUCUGUGUAUUGAAUAUCCCCCUGCCGGUCGCGGUGGCUGACCUUCGCUGUGGACCUGGGAGGUCAUGGGUUCGAGUCCCACGUCACACGCGUAAGACAGUAUGUAGUGACGGAUCAUUUCGGUGGUAUAACACCGAGGAACGGCGAGAGGAACAGUUGUGGGACUUUCGGACAAGACUAGAAACCGGAGUCCCGUGUCGCGGUACACCUUGGCCCUAUAAGUAAAUAGACGGGUCUGUGCACCAUGCACAGAUCAAACUUUGUAACCCUUCAUCUACAGCCGGGGACGUCUCUUUAGGAAUUGUCAUACUGAGUGAAACAGACUUCUCAUAAGUUUCGUUAUGCCUUUCAUUUCUUAAUUCAUUUUUUCAUGAACUUGUUAUAUAUUUUAUGUUUUGUGUAAAUAUGUUUUAUUGGGUAUCUUUUAUAACCUUCAAAAUAAAGAAUGUUUUCGAGUU
Ostrea edulis (European flat oyster) is the source of this 2727-nucleotide messenger RNA. RefSeq lists its product as uncharacterized. Bases 622 to 1527 code for a protein of 301 amino acids. The record is from RefSeq and is a predicted model, not a curated record. NCBI's taxonomy places the organism in Eukaryota, Metazoa, Mollusca, Bivalvia, Ostreida, Ostreidae. The transcript has 9 exons.